Messenger RNA from Phacochoerus africanus (Common warthog), 5852 nucleotides. RefSeq names its product protocadherin 19 (gene PCDH19). Gene Ontology annotation, biological process: homophilic cell-cell adhesion. Gene Ontology annotation, cellular component: plasma membrane. The record is from RefSeq and is a predicted model, not a curated record. The coding region runs from base 985 to 4281 and encodes 1098 amino acids. The transcript has 5 exons. Lineage: Eukaryota; Metazoa; Chordata; Mammalia; Artiodactyla; Suidae. Gene Ontology annotation, molecular function: calcium ion binding.
CAGGCCAUUGGAAAGGCCGGGACUUUUAUUUUCUUAGACAAAUUGCCAUCGCCCGGUUUUCACAAACUUGACGUGGAGACUCGGGCGGCGCUGAUAACUUUGAUUUCCGAGACGCAAACGCCCGCAGUCCAACUGCUCUGUGGGGGUGAUUCCGUGUCCGCCUCGGAUCCGGGACAGACGCACCCCUCAAGCUUUCCGAAGCCAACCACAGUGCAAGGGAGCGCCCUCUCGUCUCCGCAGCCUCUCUCCCCUCCCCCUUCCUCUGCCGGCUGGGGGACUGCCAUCCUGCUCAGCCAGAUAGUCGGGCGGCUGCGGCGCUUGACAGCAACUCAAACUCCCUCUUGCGUUUCCCUUUUCUCCCCAGUAGGCCUCGAAAAGGCCAGCGUGGCCCCCCCGGACCCCAGAGGGCGCGUUCCAGGCGGGUCCUCUCUCCGCAGUGAGCCAGGAGCACUGGGGGGAGGUCCUUGCGCAUGCCAGGUGCACCGACAACGCUCUCGCCAGCCCCAACGCCGCUGCGCCGCGGCGGGCCGGGGAGUGCCUGAGAGGCUGUACCGCUACUGCAUACCCCGAUUUCGCUCCCAGUGCGGUCCAGACUUAGCAGCUCGUCGACUCGGCCGCUCAGACGUCCUCCCACCCGCAGCCCUGCGCCGCUGCGGCCAGUCGCGCCCGGCUAACUUUGAAGGGGGAAAACUGAGUAGCCGGGCUGGAGGGAGGGGGCUCGGGGCCGCGCGGUGCUCCCUCGGCCCCCCGGAGCCCCCGGGCCCCCCGCGAGCCCCCGCUGGGUCCGUCGCAACCUCAGCAUUGGAGCCGGCGCGGGUGUCCCCCCCGCGCCGCCGGGCCGCCCUGGGCGGGACUCCUCCCGCGGCCUCCGGGGCCCUUGGGCGUGCGCAACAGGCGGCCGGAGUCGGCGGGAAGCUGGAGCGCCGGCGGCGUCGACCUCGGAGGGGUGUGGAGAGGCGAGGCCAGGCAGAGCCCCGCGCAGCCAUGGAGUCACUCCUGCUGCCGGUGCUCCUGCUGCUGGCUAUAUUGUGGACUCAGGCGGCAGCCCUCAUUAACCUCAAGUACUCGGUAGAAGAGGAGCAGCGCGCUGGGACGGUGAUCGCCAACGUGGCCAAGGACGCGCGAGAGGCGGGCUUCGCACUGGACCCACGGCAGGCCUCUGCCUUCCGUGUGGUGUCCAACUCGGCUCCGCACCUGGUGGACAUCAACCCCAGCUCGGGCCUGUUAGUCACCAAGCAGAAGAUAGACCGUGACCUGCUGUGCCGCCAGAGCCCCAAGUGCAUCAUCUCACUCGAGGUCAUGUCCAGCUCAAUGGAGAUCUGCGUGAUUAAGGUGGAGAUCAAGGACCUGAAUGACAAUGCGCCCAGCUUCCCGGCGGCACAGAUUGAGCUGGAGAUCUCGGAGGCGGCCAGCCCAGGCACACGCAUUCCCCUGGACAGCGCCUAUGACCCAGACUCGGGCAGCUUCGGUGUGCAGACGUACGAGCUCACGCCUAACGAGCUAUUCGGCCUGGAGAUCAAGACGCGCGGCGAUGGUUCACGUUUUGCAGAACUCGUGGUGGAGAAGAGUCUGGACCGAGAGACGCAGUCACACUAUAGCUUCCGCAUCACUGCGCUCGAUGGCGGCGACCCACCUCACCUGGGCACUGUUGGCCUCAGCAUCAAGGUGACCGAUUCCAAUGACAACAAUCCGGUGUUUGGAGAGUCCACCUAUUCCGUGAGCGUACCAGAGAACUCACCUCCCAACACGCCCGUCAUCCGUCUCAACGCCAGCGACCCAGACGAAGGCACCAAUGGCCAGGUAGUCUACUCCUUCUACGGCUACGUCAAUGAUCGCACUCGAGAGCUCUUCCAGAUUGACCCGCACAGCGGCCUGGUCACGGUCACCGGUGCCCUAGACUAUGAAGAGGGCCACGUGUACGAACUGGACGUGCAGGCUAAGGACUUGGGGCCCAACUCCAUCCCAGCACACUGCAAGGUCACUGUCAGCGUUCUGGACACCAAUGACAACCCCCCUGUCAUCAACCUGCUGUCCGUUAACAGCGAGCUGGUGGAGGUGAGCGAGAGCGCCCCCCCGGGCUACGUGAUUGCACUUGUGCGGGUGUCUGAUCGGGACUCCGGCCUCAAUGGGCGCGUACAGUGCCGUUUGCUUGGCAAUGUGCCCUUUCGGCUUCAGGAGUACGAGAGCUUCUCCACUAUCCUGGUGGACGGACGGCUGGACCGCGAGCAGCACGACCAGUACAACCUCACGAUCCAGGCGCGCGACGGCGGCGUGCCCAUGCUGCAAAGUGCCAAGUCCUUUACCGUUCGCAUCACCGACGAGAACGACAACCACCCGCACUUCUCCAAGCCCUACUACCAGGUCAUUGUGCAGGAGAACAACACGCCCGGUGCCUAUCUGCUCUCUGUGUCGGCCCGAGACCCCGACCUGGGUCUCAAUGGUAGUGUUUCCUACCAGAUCGUGCCGUCGCAGGUGCGCGACAUGCCUGUCUUCACCUAUGUCUCCAUCAACCCCAACUCGGGCGAUAUCUAUGCGCUGCGAUCCUUCAACCACGAGCAGACCAAGGCAUUUGAAUUCAAAGUGCUGGCCAAGGACGGCGGUCUGCCCUCGCUGCAGAGCAAUGCUACCGUACGGGUCAUCAUCCUCGACGUCAAUGACAAUACCCCAGUCAUCACCGCCCCACCCCUGAUAAAUGGCACCGCGGAGGUCUACAUCCCCCGCAACUCCGGCAUAGGCUACCUGGUGACCGUUGUCAAAGCAGACGACUACGAUGAGGGUGAGAACGGCCGGGUCACCUAUGACAUGACGGAGGGCGAUCGCGGCUUCUUUGAAAUAGACCAGGUCAAUGGCGAGGUCAGAACCACUCGCACCUUCAGCGAGAGCUCUAAGGCUUCCUACGAACUUAUUGUGGUGGCCCACGACCACGGCAAGACGUCUCUCUCCGCCUCUGCGCUUGUCUUAAUCUACCUGUCCCCUGCUCUCGAUGCCCAAGAGUCGAUGGGCUCGGUGAACUUGUCCCUGAUUUUCAUUAUAGCCCUGGGCUCCAUUGCCGGCAUCCUCUUUGUCACUAUGAUCUUCGUGGCGAUCAAAUGCAAGCGAGACAACAAAGAGAUCCGGACCUACAACUGCAGAAUCGCUGAGUACUCCUAUGGGCACCAAAAGAAAUCAAGCAAGAAGAAAAAAAUCAGUAAGAAUGACAUCCGCCUGGUACCCCGGGAGGUGGAGGAGACAGACAAGAUGAACGUUGUCAGUUGCUCCUCCCUGACCUCGUCCCUCAACUAUUUCGACUACCACCAGCAGACCCUUCCUCUGGGCUGCCGCCGCUCUGAGAGCACUUUCCUGAAUGUGGAGAACCAGAAUACCCGCAAUGCCAGCGCCAACCACAUCUAUCAUCACUCUUUCAACAGCCAGGGCCCCCAGCAGCCAGACCUGAUCAUCAACGGCGUGCCUCUGCCCGAGACUGAAAACUAUUCUUUUGACUCCAACUACGUGAACAGCCGAGCUCAUUUAAUUAAAAGCAGCUCCACCUUCAAGGACUUAGAGGGCAACAGCCUGAAGGAUAGCGGCCAUGAGGAGAGCGACCAGACUGACAGUGAGCAUGACGUCCAGCGCAGCCUGUAUUGUGACACUGCUGUCAAUGAUGUGCUGAACACCAGUGUGACCUCCAUGGGAUCUCAGAUGCCUGACCAUGAUCAGAAUGAAGGAUUUCAUUGCAGGGAAGAAUGCCGGAUUCUUGGCCACUCUGACAGGUGCUGGAUGCCCCGGAACCCCAUGCCCACCCGCUCCAAGUCCCCUGAGCACGUGAGGAACAUCAUUGCGCUGUCCAUUGAAGCUACUGCUGCUGAUGUUGAAGCUUAUGACGACUGCGGCCCCACCAAGCGGACUUUCGCAACCUUUGGAAAGGAUGUCAGCGACCACCCAGCUGAGGAGAGGCCCUCUGUGAAAGGCAGGAGGACUGUUGAUGUGACCAUCUGCAGCCCCAAGGUCAACAGCGCUAUCCGGGAGGCGGGCAAUGGCUGUGAGGCUAUUAGCCCCGUCACUUCCCCUCUGCACCUUAAGAGCCCUCUGCCUACCAAGCCUUCUGUGUCUUACACCGUUGCCCUGGCGCCCCCGGCCCGCGAUCUGGAGCAGUAUGUCAACAAUGGCCCUUCUCGCCCCUCUGAAGCUGAGCCCCGUGGAGCUGAUGGCGAGAAAGUCAUGCAUGAGGUUAACCCCAUUCUGAAGGAGGGCCGCGACAAAGAUUCUCCUGGCGUGAAGCGUCUGAAGGAUAUCGUUCUCUAAACCAAUCCUGGGGAAGAAGAGAGAGAAACCAUGCUCGCUAGCAAAGAAGCAGGAGCUGAUCAUUUUAAUUGCUCACCAGUGGUUGGUUCUUGAGUGGCUGUAUUUCAGAGCUUUCCCUAAAUGUAUUGUUUAUAAAUGACUAUCGUUCUGUGACAAUCCCUCUCGUUUCAACAGGCAGCAGGGGUGUUCCAUUGGAGCAAAUUAGCUUUGGCUUGACUUGUUCAUGGGGCCUUGAUGUUGGGGAAACAGAGACAAAUUCAGUUGUGAAAAGUAUUAUGUAUUAAGUGUUUGAAUUUAUAUAUUUUUCUAUGUUGAAAUUAUAAUAAAAAUUACAAUUGUUUGUGGAGGAUUACAUUUUAAAAAAGCAAAAAAAAAAAAAAGUCCAAAAAAAAAAAAAAAAGCUCUGGACACCUUUAAUAAGCUCGCCGCUGUUUUGUAGUGUAGACAAGUUAAUGGUCAUUAUUGUGUACUAUUCAUUGAUCCAGUGAUGUGAAAUCGAGCCCCAAAAAGGUUGUUUCUGAAGCUCGAGUACUUUCCAAUGCCACUACUUUGCUGUGGACACCCCUGCUUUAAGAACCCUUUUGCUAGCUGUGCUAUUGUUGUAUUUGAUAUUGCAAAUUGCUCUGUGUGUGGUGAUGGCAAAAGGCUUUUAGAGGUUGGUGUGUUUUUUUUCUUAAAAAAAAAAAAAACUGCAGACAAAAACAAAGUGCAAACAACUGAGACAGCAAGUGAAGGAGUAACACCACACAUAUAGAUUGAGUACUUGAAGAAUACUCAUGGAGGAUACCCAUGUAGUGGUUGCUCACUGCCUUGCAGAGUAUUUUUUCUGCCUCUCAGUCUUCUGCCUGGAUCUGUGAUAGAUCAUUGCAGAAAGUCAUUUUUGGAUAUUCUGCUAUCUAAUUUGCAGUUGUCAGAAAUACUGUGCUGAAAGUUUUAUGAGAUCAAUUUUUCUAAUUUUCAGGCCCUGAGCAGGAAAGUAGUUACUGAAGUUAUCAGUUUCCAGGCUUAGAAAUUCCCUAUCUCCAAUCAUCUAGAACUCAAAAAGACUGAAUCUAUUUUGAGUUCUAAAUUAGCAUCUUUUCAAACACAUACUUCCUGAUUCAGUGUUUCCCAAUCACGAUUAGAAUUAAACUGCAAAGCAUGUCAUGGGCUGGAAUUGAGAACUCCAUGUUGCUCUGUAUUGUAGGAUUCUAAAUAGGGAUAGAGUAAGCAGUACAAAGUGUACAUUUAGGAAAAGACAGGUAACAGGUAACAGCAUCACUAAUCCAAUUACUGUGCCUUCUAAAUGGAGACACUUGGACACUUGAACUCAUCUUUUUAUGACUAAUACUUUUUUAAAUUAAAAAUGUGAACAGGAAACUAUUAAAAAUCCCUUAUAUUUAGCUAGCUUUGCUGUAGGCUAGGAAUACACCUUUUUAAAAAAUUAACAGGUUCGUUAUACACAUUCUUUUUUUGUUGGGUUAACAUUCCUCCAACUCCCCCAUUUAUUGUCUGUUAAUAUUCACUAGCCAACAGAGUAUUCUUGCAGCCUAAGAGUUCAUUAUUUAAAAAUAAAUGAAUAUGUCACCUUU